This is a messenger RNA of Brassica napus (rape), 1912 nucleotides long. RefSeq names its product hydroxymethylglutaryl-CoA lyase, mitochondrial. Gene Ontology annotation, biological process: ketone body biosynthetic process; L-leucine catabolic process. The transcript is spliced from 8 exons. Gene Ontology annotation, molecular function: hydroxymethylglutaryl-CoA lyase activity. NCBI's taxonomy places the organism in Eukaryota, Viridiplantae, Streptophyta, Magnoliopsida, Brassicales, Brassicaceae. The record is from RefSeq and is a predicted model, not a curated record. Bases 362 to 1771 code for a protein of 469 amino acids. Gene Ontology annotation, cellular component: mitochondrion.
AAGAAAGAAAAAAAAGAAGAAGAUUAUUAAUUGAGGUGUAAAAUUAAUGUUUAGGUAGAGGGAGCUUCCCAACCAGAAUUAGAGGAGAUAAAGUUGCCGCGUCCUUCUCCCAAAAUCGAACGCUCUUUCUUUAUUUCAUAUAUUCAUCUUCUUCUCCUCGUCAAUCGAAUCCUUUGGGAGGAAUCAAUCACUCUUUUCUCCGGUUGUUACGAUUGUCUUGUAUGGAUUCCCUUUUGAGUUUCUGAUCGAUCACCAAUGGAAAGUUUGUUGUCAUUUUGUUGAAACAUAUUUUGAGCAAUGGAUCUGACCAUUUUUCUCCAGAAAAUAAAACAAACCACCCCCAAAAAACUAUUGCUGAAAAAUGCAGUGGAAUGGGGUGAGGAGAGCCCAUUCUUUAUGGUGCUGCAAGACACUAACAAACAACACUCAUUUGCAUCAUGCUUAUGUUCCAGUCACCACCAUGUCGAGUUUGGAGGAGCCACUUGCUUUUGACAAGCUGCCAAGUAUGAACACCAUCGACAGGAUCCAGAGGUUUUCAUCCGGUGGUGCCUGUCGCCCCAGGGAUGAUGAUGUCGGCAUGGGUCACCGUUGGAUCCAGGGAAGAGAUUGCACCACCUCUAACUGUUGCAAUGAUGAUGAUGAUAAGAGCUUUGGUAAAGAGUCAUUCCCGUGGAAAAGGCAUACUCGGAAAGUAUCUGAAGGAGAGAUUCUGCUUCGGAGUAUUUCUUUCUCAGGAAGAAACUCCUCCUCCACAGUUUCUGGGACUGUAUCCAAAAGUUUUCAGGAGCAUAAGUUUCACACCUUUAGCAAUGACAAUGGCAUCUCACAUUCAAGUAACAAACUGGUUAGAGGGGUACCGAAGUUUGUGAAGGUUGUUGAAGUUGGUCCAAGGGAUGGUCUGCAGAACGAGAAAAUUAUAGUACCCACGUCUGUAAAGGUGGAACUUAUUCAGAGAUUAGUUUCUGCUGGAUUGCCCGUUGUCGAGGCUACAAGCUUUGUAUCACCUAAAUGGGUUCCCCAGCUUGCAGAUGCAAAGGAUGUAAUGGAUGGGGUAAAUGCUCUAGAUGGGGCUCGAUUGCCGGUUCUGACUCCGAAUCUAAAAGGCUUUGAAGCGGCUGUAUCUGCAGGUGCCAAGGAAGUUGCAAUCUUUGCAUCGGCUUCUGAGUCAUUCUCCUUGUCAAAUAUCAACUGUACCAUUGAAGAGAGUCUCUUGAGAUAUCGUGCUGUUGUCACCGCUGCAAAGGAGCAUUCCAUUCCUGUCCGUGGGUAUGUAUCUUGCGUUGUCGGGUGUCCAGUAGAGGGGGCGGUUCCACCCUCAAAAGUGGCGCAUGUUGUAAAAGAGCUCUAUGACAUGGGCUGCUUUGAGAUUUCUCUUGGUGAUACAAUAGGAAUCGGCACUCCCGGUACUGUGGUUCCGAUGCUUGAAGCUGUGAUGGCAGUUGUGCCAGCAGAAAAGCUGGCUGUUCAUUUCCACGAUACCUACGGGCAAGCUCUUGCAAACAUUUUGGUGUCUCUCCAAAUGGGAAUAAACAUAGUAGACUCAUCAGUCGCUGGAUUAGGCGGCUGCCCAUAUGCAAAAGGAGCUUCAGGAAACGUAGCUACAGAAGAUGUGGUUUACAUGUUGAACGGUUUAGGCGUCCAAACCAAUGUGGAUUUGGGAAAGCUUAUAGCUGCUGGAGAUUUCAUCAGCAAGCAUCUUGGCCGUCCAAACGGUUCCAAGGCUGCCGUUGCCCUCAACCGUCGGGUCACAGCUGAUGCCUCCAAGAUUUGAGUGUUUAUAAAAGAGGCUGUUCACAUAUGUAAACUUCAUAUGAAUAAAAGACUAAGAGGAGAAAGUAAAUACAACUUCUAUAUAUUCAAGAUGAUAUAUUAAUGGCUCGUUGGUAUAAAUGAUGCAGUGGAAUUUAUUUAA